AUGGCUGCCCUCUCUUAUGCUAGCUACGAACCGCUGUUCAAGAUUCUGGCGAAAUCUCAGUUCCAGACGGCUUUUCCGUCACCCAAAACAGUGGAGUCUUGCCUUCAGACAAUACAAGAGUUUCUCACCCUUCAACGUUGCUCAGCCAACAAGUGGAUGAGCCUGAUCAGGACUGGCCUUGCUAGAGCAGUUAAUGUCAUUAGGAAGACUCCACAUGAGAGUGUUUCAGUUCUAUCUUGUGCCACAUGGGACAGAAAAAGUCAGUCCCGAUUUGCAGUGUGUUUUCCUGGUAGCAACCAAACUGAUAAAGUUAUUGAUCACCUGUUCAUUCCACGGGUAAUAAUACUUCUUAUUUGUGGAGUAUCAGCUGUUGUUGGCUUUGGUGCUGUUAUCGCACAUUGGACUGAACCUAUACAAGCAAUGAAAAUGGCUAAUGUUUUGCCCAUGUUUACUGCAGUAUUUGAGAAAGUUCCCUGUUUGGGUCUUAAUAGUCUUAGAAGACAUGUAGUUCAUAUAAGUGCUGCAGCUGGUAUCAGAAGACUACAUCUGAGUGACCAUCAUAAUGAUAUUUAUAUGAUCGCAGGAGAAGAUGACUUCAAGAAUAAAGUCAUGCGAAAUUCUCUUCCUGUGAUUGUCAACUUUCAUGCAGAUUGGUGUGAGCCAUGUCACUCCUUGAAGCCAUUACUUCAAAAGAUUGCUGAAGAGCAUGUUGGACGCCUUCACUUAGCAGAGGUAAUGUGGUACAGUAUUUUAUAGUAUUUUCUUGGUGCA
Macrobrachium nipponense is the source of this 771-nucleotide messenger RNA. RefSeq lists its product as uncharacterized. The coding region runs from base 1 to 756 and encodes 251 amino acids. The record is from RefSeq and is a predicted model, not a curated record. Lineage: Eukaryota; Metazoa; Arthropoda; Malacostraca; Decapoda; Palaemonidae. The transcript has 4 exons.